Aspergillus steynii IBT 23096 is the source of this 1015-nucleotide messenger RNA. Its product is annotated as phosphatase PAP2 family protein. Bases 171 to 875 code for a protein of 234 amino acids. Lineage: Eukaryota; Fungi; Ascomycota; Eurotiomycetes; Eurotiales; Aspergillaceae. Gene Ontology annotation, biological process: lipid biosynthetic process; protein N-linked glycosylation. The transcript has 3 exons. Gene Ontology annotation, cellular component: intracellular membrane-bounded organelle; endoplasmic reticulum membrane. Gene Ontology annotation, molecular function: dolichyldiphosphatase activity. The record is from RefSeq and is a predicted model, not a curated record.
UUUCUGUAGUCUUCCCUCUCCACCGACUUUCCUUGCACUUUAUUCCUACUAUUGCUCCCAAAACCACUGUAUCCGGUGGUAUUUAUCCUUUGUCAACCACCCCGGAUACUUGGAGCAGAGGACGACAAAAGAACAUCAAAGAAGAAGGGCAGACACUUGCUAGAUUCAACAUGGGAGAGACGCCAUUGGCUUCGCUCUCUCUGACCCACGUCCAUUAUAAUCCGGCCGAUCCUUUUUCCUUCCUUUCUGCCUGGCUCGCCCUCGUUCCGCAGGCACUAUGUGUGGCCUACGUCACUCUCCUCUGGGCUACGAGGGAAGCCGAGGUGCUCCUUAUGUUUGCUGGGCAGAUGGGCUGUGAGGCAUUGAAUUUUGUGCUGAAACGUAUUAUCAAGGAGGAGCGCCCAAAGCAGAUGUUCGGCAAAGGUUACGGCAUGCCAUCGUCCCAUGCUCAGUUUGUCGCUUACUUCGCCGUUUAUCUGUCGCUGUUUCUCCUCUUCCGACACGCUCCCACUCUGCCCCAUUCAGACGCGAAACUCCACUUCUUCCUCCGACUAAUACUUUCUGUGGGACUAUGCUGCGGUGCCGGAAUGGUAGCUAUCAGUCGGAUCUACUUGAACUAUCAUACUCCGAGGCAGGUCCUCGCAGGCUGCGGUGUCGGUAUCGGGUGUGCAGUUGCUUGGUUUCUCGUGACGGAGAUGCUUCGAACACAUGGUUGGAUAGACUGGGCGCUAGACCUGUCAAUACCCAGACUUUUGAGAAUACGGGAUUUGGUGGUAAGUGAAGAACUCGACGAAGCCGGGUGGUAUCGGUGGGAAUCGAAGCGGAAGUUGAAACGUCAAGGACACAGGGAUCAUCUGUCCCGUAAAUCAGAUUAAACACCGUUUCGACGGCCCCCGGCAUUUGUCGCCUUCGAAGGCCGGAGAGUCAGGGCCAAGAGCUUGUACAUGAUUGAGCUUCUGUGAUACCCCGUACCUGAUUAUUCUUAAGCCGUUGCUAUAGACACAUAUAUAUUCCC